UCCCCCGGGAGAGGUGGUGUGGGUGGAGCGGGCUCGGCGGCCACCCGACACGGGACCAGUCUGGGUGCCCCGCAGGCCCCCGAGGGCUCAGAGUUGGGGCGGCGCCUCGGGCGGAGGCACAGGGCCAGCCUGGGGGGUACCCCCGGAGGACAAGAGCUCCCCGGAGCCACCCAGUGGCGACGUGUGGGUGCCUCGGGGCCGACCCCCUGCGGCAGCCGCAGAUGUGUGGGUGUGCUGGGUGGGAGGCAACUGGGUGUGGCGUGAAUGGGGUCGCCCGGUCGGGGCAACCGCUCUGCAGCCAGAUAGGGUCUGGACAUUGCGGAAGGGGACGGGUGGGAAUUGAAGAGCAGAGCUGGAAAUCGGGAGGGACGGAAGGGCAGGGGGUGAGCAAAGGGGCGGGACCCUGGCUGCUGUGGCCUCCCCUGACCCCCUCUCCCCGCUGCUGGGGUCCUCGGGCAAGCCCCCUUCUCACUGGACUGAGAGAUGAGGCUGAGCUGGGUCUUGACAGUACUGUCCAUCUGCCUGAGCGCCCUGGUCACGGCCACAGGGACCGAGGGCAAACGGAAGCUGCAGAUCGGAGUCAAGAAACGGGUAGACCACUGUCCCAUCAAAUCGCGGAAAGGGGACGUCCUGCACAUGCACUAUACGGGGAAGCUAGAAGAUGGAACAGAGUUUGACAGCAGCCUGCCCCAGAACCAGCCCUUUGUCUUCUCCUUGGGCACAGGCCAGGUCAUCAAGGGCUGGGACCAGGGGCUGCUAGGGAUGUGUGAGGGGGAAAAGCGGAAGCUGGUGAUUCCAUCAGAGCUGGGGUAUGGAGAGCGGGGAGCGCCCCCAAAGAUUCCAGGUGGUGCAACCUUGGUGUUCGAGGUGGAACUGCUCAAAAUCGAGCGACGUUCAGAACUGUAGCCAAACUGGAGAGGGGCGGUGGAGAGGCCCCCAUCAGGGACCAGACUGUUUAAAGAAAAAAAAAACUUAAAACCCA
Capra hircus (goat) is the source of this 982-nucleotide messenger RNA. It is a transcript of the gene FKBP2, whose product is annotated as FK506 binding protein 2. Lineage: Eukaryota; Metazoa; Chordata; Mammalia; Artiodactyla; Bovidae. The coding region runs from base 484 to 906 and encodes 140 amino acids. The record is from RefSeq and is a predicted model, not a curated record. Gene Ontology annotation, biological process: protein peptidyl-prolyl isomerization. Gene Ontology annotation, molecular function: peptidyl-prolyl cis-trans isomerase activity. The transcript is spliced from 6 exons.